Molecule: messenger RNA, 626 nt
Organism: Staurois parvus
Lineage: Eukaryota; Metazoa; Chordata; Amphibia; Anura; Ranidae
Source: the annotation of a GenBank genome assembly
GUUACUAUAAAAAAGGACUUGUCUCCGUAGCUGUACGGAUUGCUCUCUGCUGUGGGAGAAACAUGGCAUCGUUAACACUGUUCGUUUGUUGCCUGUUAGUGGCAUCCACAUUUUCACAGCCAGCUUGGCCUAAUUUUAACUUUUUACCUGGCGGAUAUGGAGGAGGAAAUGGAGGAUACGGUGGAGGGUAUCCCAAUUCAGGAGGAAGUGGAGGAAACAGUGGAGGACGUCCAAGCACAGUAGGAAAUGGAGGAUACGGUGGAGGGUAUCCCAACUCAGGAGGAAGUGGAGGAAACAGUGGAGGACGUCCAAGCACAGUAGGAAAUGGAGGAAAUGGUGGAGGGUAUCCCAGCCCAGGAGGAAGUGGAGGAUAUGGUGGAGGUUAUCCCAGCUCAGGAGGAAGUGGCGGAUACAAUGGAGGACGUCCAGGCACAACAGGAGGUGGAGGAUAUGGUGGAGAACAACCCAGCACUGGUGGAGGUGGUGGAUCUACCACUACAGGAGGAUCUCAGUGUAAAUGUCCAGUUCCAGAUAUGAAAUGCGUAGAUAGUAUAGCCAAUGGAAUGAUUGCAAAAUGCCCUGCAGGCUAUACAGCUCUUUCAUGCUCAUGCGCAAACAGCUGUGGU